Nematolebias whitei (Rio pearlfish) is the source of this 1749-nucleotide messenger RNA. RefSeq names its product apolipoprotein L (gene apol). The transcript is spliced from 4 exons. Gene Ontology annotation, biological process: lipoprotein metabolic process; lipid transport. NCBI's taxonomy places the organism in Eukaryota, Metazoa, Chordata, Actinopteri, Cyprinodontiformes, Rivulidae. Gene Ontology annotation, molecular function: lipid binding. The record is from RefSeq and is a predicted model, not a curated record. Gene Ontology annotation, cellular component: extracellular region; membrane. The coding region runs from base 1 to 1749 and encodes 582 amino acids.
AUGUCUGCAGCAAGAAAAGAGCUCCAGGCGGCCUUGCUCCACUACACCACAGAUACCCUGACCUUCAUCCACACAGUGAGAGGAUUCUCCGAGAUGUUCCCCAGGUGGAUGCUGAGGAGGGAGACAGAGUUAGACAUGAUGAUGGACAUCAAAGAGAGAGCCGACCAAAUCGACCUAAGCUUCUCCCAUGUUACCAACUCAGGGGGCAAAGGAAAGGCUUUUGUGGAAUACAUGAAGAGCACGUUCCAGAUGAAGACAGACAGCAAGUAUGAAGAGCUGGAGAAAGAGCUGACCGAAGUGUUGAAGGACACCCUGGAAGGUCUGGAGAAGCUCAGCUGUUUCCUGGAUGCAGUGGAGAAGCUGGCGGUCACCUCCCUGCACGUGUUCACAGAGAACAAGGUGUUGCACGUGCCUGAAAAGAUCAGCUUUAGUGAUGUUCAGACCGUCAUCACGGCCGCUCGACUCAUCUGUCCUCUCCUCCUGGAGUUCAGAAGAGAUGCAAACGUCUUCUUCCUUCCUAAACGGCAGAAUUUAGACGUGCUGGCAUAUCAGCUAGACAAAUACAUCCAGACCAGCAAAACCAUCUGUGAGAAAAUGGAGAAGAGCUGUUUCAGUGACUUUCCCCUGAAGGAAAUUGUGAUCAACAUCGAUGAUUUUUCAGAAAACAACACUCAGAGGAUGCUUGAUCACAUCAGUCAGCUUGAUGAAAUCAGAAUGGACCCAUACUUCCGGACGGUGUUUUUGUUCCAGGAAGAAUCAUCUGAUCACUUCAUCAGAGAGUUCAGCGAGCGUCAGCCCCGGAUGUUGGAGUUUCUGAACGAGCUGGAGCAGAACGCCGUUCAGUUGGACCGGAUGAAUAAAGGAGCAAAGAUCUCCAGUGUUGCAGGCAGCUCUGUGGGGGCGGUCGGAGGGGUGCUCUCCAUCAUCGGCUUGGCGUUGAUUCCAGUUACAGCAGGGGUCUCUCUCGCUCUGACGAUGACCGGUCUUGGGAUGGGGAUCACCAGCGGAGUCAACAGCAUCGUCACCACAGCGACUGAGGUUGGAGUUAAUCGCACACAUCAAAAGAAAGCCAGUGAAGUGUUUCAAAGCUUUAUGGAAGAUGUGACGAGACUUCAGACAUGUCUGGAAGAAGUGACCCGACAAACGGUUAAACUGGAAACAAGUGGCAUCGAGGUGGCCUUAGGAGUAGGCAAAGUGAUCUUUAAAACUGGAACUAUUGGGAAAAGCAUCGAUUCGAUCAUUGAUACUGCCUCUACUGUUAGACUGUUAAAAACUGAAGACCUCAUUUCAGGUGCUGGCAAGGUGGUGGUUCAGGAAGGAAAGGCGUUGCGUAACAUACCCAGGGUGGCCUCAGAUAUCCCAGACGUUGGUCAGGCAGCUGCUAAAGGGACUCUUGCUGUGUCAAACUCAGUCAGAGCCAGUAUGAUUGCGCUCAACGCACUCUUCCUCGGUAUGGACAUCUUCUUCAUCUGUAAAGACGGCAUGAGUCUGGCCAAAGGCAGCGAGACUGAUGUCUCCCUGUUCAUCAGAGCCAGAGCUGCACUCUGGAGCUCAGAGAUAGACUCAUGGAAGAAGAUCCACGACUCGCUGUGUAAAGGUCUCGUAACAUCUGGGAAAAAGGAAGCCGUUCUGGAGACACCGUUUUAUCUGGACACCGGGAUGGAGAAACUGGAAGAAGAGGAGGAGGAAGUUUAUUCUGAUGCAGUGGAUGAAAAACAGAUUGUUAAAAAGAUGUGCGUGGCACAGUAA